UGACAGUAAAGAGAUAGUCUAUGUCGGCAAAACAUGUCGGCUGGAUAAAGGAAAAACGUUAAUUAGUUAUAAAAAAAUUCAUUGCUAUAAUUUUGAAAAAAUACAACAAACUUACUAAUUAAUCAAAAUAAAUACUGAAUAUUAUAAAAAUUAUUUGAAAUUAAAAUUUUUAAGUGCAAAGUUAAUGAUUAAAAAUAAUACUAUAUUAUUACACAUCUUUCUUACGUAGUUGUACUCCAGAUAACCGGCCAUAAGAGGCCUUAUGUCAAUCCAGUAUAUUAUCGGUCAGAUCGACCAAGUGCCAACAUGAGGAAACUUUUUUCUAAAAUUGAAAAUACAUCAAAGGAACCUAACAGCUAUUUGGGUAAAAUUUUUGUAGUUGGUCGAUACACGGUUACUGUUGAAGAAGUCCUUGCUGAAGGAGGAUUUGCCAUUGUAUUUUUGGUUAAGGCAUCAAAUAGCAGAUACGCUCUCAAACGUAUGUAUGUUAAUAAUGAACAUGAUCUUAAUGUGUGUAAAAGGGAAAUCCAAAUUGCAAGUAACCUGAGUGGACAUAAAAACAUAAUUGGAUAUAUAGAUAGUAGUAUCACUCAUACUGGUGGUGGGGUCCAUGAGCUUUUACUUCUUAUGCCCUACUGUAAAUCACAUGUCCUUCAAAUGAUGAACAAUAGGUUACAAACUGGUUUUACAGAGUUGGAAGUAUUACAAAUAUUUUGUGAUAUUUGUGAAGCUGUAUCCCGUUUACAUCAUUGUCAAACUCCAAUUAUUCAUAGAGACUUAAAAGUGGAAAAUAUAUUAUGUGCUGAUUCGGGACAGUAUGUUCUUUGUGAUUUUGGAUCAGCUACGGCUAAAGUAUUAAAUCCUACGAUUCAUGGUGUGACUAUAGUAGAAGACGAAAUAAAAAAAUAUACUACUUUAAGCUACAGAGCUCCAGAAAUGGUUGACAUGUAUUGUGGAAAAGCAAUUACUACUAAAGCCGACAUUUGGGCAUUAGGUUGUUUAUUAUAUAAAUUAUGUUUUUUUACACUGCCAUUUGGAGAGAGUACAUUAGCAAUCCAAUCAGGAAACUUUAAUAUUCCGGAAAACUCCAGGUAUAGCAAAGUAUUACAUAAUUUAAUAAGAUAUAUGUUAGAACCAGAUCCAGAUUUACGACCCGAUAUUUUUCAAGUAUCAACAAUUGCAUUCCAAUUAUAUGGAAAAGAAUGUCCAGUACAAAAUUUAAAUAAAGUUCCUACGCCUUCAUUAGAUUCCUUACCGAUUGCUUUCGUAGAGUCAGAAUGUAUAAAGCGUUCAUCAUCAAUUAAAAUCUAUAAAUCAAAUCCAGUAAAUACUGUUGAAGGUACUUCAGUUACUCCUAGACAAAGACCAAAAGGCCAAGGUGUCAGUACAGGACCGAUAAGCUUAAGUGGCCAAAUAGUCAGUCAAAUAUCUGGUCAAGGAAAUCAAAUACAAUCACAGAAUAUUUUGCCAAGUUCUUUAUCAUAUGGACAAGCUAAUCAACCACCAAUUUCUACUAUCAAUACCUCAUUACAACAAUACCUGACACCGGGUAUACAAAAUACAUCUUCAAUUUCAAACAAUCAACCCGUACAAAUUUCAGUGCAAUCAUCAUUCCCUCAAACGUCAUCACACAUUUCUUCUCCGAAUCAAAGUGUUCCUUUUGUGCCUACUCAAACUUCUCCAUUUGGACAAUCCCAAAGUCCGAUGCUUAAUAGUCACACAUGUUUGUCUCAGCAAUCACCUAUUACAGUUCAAGAUAAAAAUAAUUACUAUUACGAAGUAAAACAACAUGAAACAAAAUCAACUUCAUCAGAUGUUAUUGAUGAGAAUCUAGCAGCUUUGUUUCCACCAUCGGGAUAUCCAGAUCCCUUUAAAGAUGAUUCACGAUCAAUGCCACUUUCUAAUAAAUAUUCGUGUCCAGGAAAAUCAGGAUCAACGAAAGUUUUAACAACUCCAACCUGUACCAAUUCUAAUUUAAUACUUAUUCCACCCACACAAUUAUCUUCUAAGUUAAAUAUGUCUAUACCCCAAAAUAAAAUGACGUCAACUGUUCCUUCGCUCAGUACACCGAAACAAACGAAUAAACCAGAAAGUUUAAGUCAAAAUAUCAACGUAAAUGCUUCAUCACCAGAUAGCCCUACUAUGUCAUCAUCAAGGCAUAGAAGGAAUUUUAGUGAUACUAGUGCUUUUAAUAAGGUAUUUGCUGAUGAAACAUCACAAUUUUUAGCACCCUAUGAUACAUCAGUAAGACCACAUUCUGGAGAAAUAACACCACCUGACAUAAAGCCAGAUAAACAAUCAUGUAUUGGUACUAGUGCUUCACAUGUACGUAUUGGUAAACUUUCUAGUAUUUCAAGCGUAGAAAAUCGAUCACUAAGUACAGAUGUAGCAACUUGGAAUCCUUUUGAAGACACUCAGCCAUUUAAUCAAUUAACUGAAGACCAUAUUUUUGGCGCUGAAUUUGAUAAAAUUCGAAGAGGUAGCAAUAGCAGCAUCGGUGGUGUCAAAAGUCGUGAGAGUUUAGUCAUGACUUGUACCGAGUUACCGGAAGAUCCUUUUGAAUCAGCUCCUUUUUCAUUACCCACGAGUAAAAAAUCGAAGCUUGGACCCAAAACUGCUGCAGUUGCUGGAGGGCCAAGGGAUACAGUAGGUGGAAAAUUUAUCAUGGUUCAUUGGAAUCCUAAUAUAAAACUUUCAACUAGUAAUGAUGAUACAUCACUUUUAGUUAAAUGUAAUACGUCUCCAGAUUUUUUUGGUGUCCCAAUUGAAGAUCGUUCAAGAUAUGAGAAACUUACAUAUAAUGCUGAUGAUGGAUCAAGUGAUAGUGAUAAAGAGAUAAUUUAUAAAAAUGAACGUACAAAAAAAAAGCGUAGACGUGUAAAGUCAGUUUUAAUCAAGAAAAAAAAGGAAACUCAACAAAAUUUAAAUGAAGCUUCUGUAGAGUAUACAUCGGAUGAUUCAAUCGGCUCAGCAAGUGAUUUAAAAGCAAUGAAUGAUGAAGAGUGUAAUCCUGAUCGAAAUGAAUGUUAUAAAAUUGAUGAAACUAUUUCAGAAAGUAUUAAAACCUGUAGUAGCUCUGCUUAUCAUGCUGAAUGUGAAUCAGUUAGUACAUAUGAAGAUGAUGAAAAAGUCAAAAGAAUUGAAAAACAUAAAAAUCAAAAUUCCAAUCUAUUGAAAAUUUAUUCAGAUCCUCUUGUAGGUCACCAGUACGGAGAAAAACCACUUCUUUUCGAUGACGAAUUGGAUCCUGAAUUAAAAUUACAAUCUUUCUUUGAAGAUCCAUUUAUAGGACUUCAAUAUGAAUCGAAAUCUAUUUUAUUGAAAAAUGGUAGUUUGUCAGAUGAAGUCGAAAACGUAAAAUUAACGAAGAAUGAUGUCAAUCAAACUGAUGAUGAUGUUUUCGCUUUAGCACCCUUCAUUAAAUCUCUAAACUCUCGAAAAAGUAAUGAAGGUAAUGAUAGUUCAACAAGAAGAUCUACAUCGUCAAAUAUAUCUGAUAUUUCGUCACAGAUUCAUAUUAAUAAAUUAACGUCUGAUUCUUCUGUAACAAAAAUAAGUAAACACCUAUACUUAACAGAUAUAUCAAAAGAUUCUUUUAAAUUUAUAGAUAACAAUUAUAAAUUUAAUUCUACAGCACAUGAUGCAUUCGAUAGUGAAAUUACAUCGGAAAAUAAAGAUAUCUUUGGAUCGCAAUCGCCACAUACCUCUAUUAAAGUUCCAUUUGAAAAUACAAAUCUUAAAAAAGAAAUAGAAACACCAAUGUCAUCGUUUCGUCAUGAACAUUCGUUACAUUCUGGUGAUUCUGGUAUUUUUCAAUUAUUUGAAACAUCGAAUAAUAACUAUACUAAUAUAACUACAACUAAAUAUAAUGAUCAAACUAGUACUUGUCUCAAUAAUACGGCUGAUGAUACCUCCAAAGAUCUUUUUGGAUCAAUUCCUUUCGAAGAAUUUACAGCAUUACGUAUUAAUCAACGUAAAAAUCAACGACCUACAUCAUUACCAUUAUCUCAAUCACCUACUUUUGUCAAUAGUGCUUUGAACUCAAUACUUUCUGUCGAUACUCAUUCUUUAUAUUCUAAUCAACUUCCGUCAUCUAUCAUCCAAGUAUUAGAGCCGCCUCGUUAUCAGGAAAUUCAAAAUAUUCUUCAAACUACAGAUCAUUCAAUGAAUGAUAUCACUCCAUUCAAUGCAUCUUCAAAUAAUUUUCCACCAAUAUCACUUCAGCCUCUAAUGAUAACUGAUCACUUAUUAAAACAGAAAAGAGACAAAAUUAAAUGCAAUAAAUCGAAAUAUCAUCUUAUUAAUGAGAAUAUAAAAGAACCUAUAGAUGCAUUACCUAUCAUUAGAAUGUCUCAUAAAUCUAAGAAUACAAUAUGUAAAAAAUCGCCAAAAAUUAAAAAAAAUUCUGUUGUUACUGCUGGUUUCAGUAACAUGAGUUUUGAAGAUUUUCCUAGUGAUGAAAAUGAUGAAAGUCCUCUCAAUAGUAUUGCUAUUACACCGUUUGAAGUUAUUCGUGAACCUGAAAAACGACUCAAUUCAGUUAAAAGACGAAGUAAUCCAUUCACUUAAAAAAAACUAUUGCCAGCAACUCGUGCAUUGUAUAUUAUGUAAGUUGUGAUAUUUUUAAUGACUACUGUUUUUUAAUAUAUAUUGUAUUGAUCCUUUCAAAGCCUUUACGUUGUUGAAAAAUUUCUUCAUUUAUUGUCAUUAUUGAAUUUGGCCUGAAAAUAAUUAAAUAAUAGAAAUUUUUUAAGACUAUUGCCAUUAAUUUU
Molecule: messenger RNA, 4772 nt
Organism: Chelonus insularis
Lineage: Eukaryota; Metazoa; Arthropoda; Insecta; Hymenoptera; Braconidae
Gene: Nak
Product: Numb-associated kinase
Exons: 13
Coding region: 307-4569 (1420 amino acids)
Biological process (GO): protein phosphorylation
Molecular function (GO): ATP binding; protein kinase activity
Source: RefSeq, a predicted model, not a curated record